Molecule: messenger RNA, 1407 nt
Organism: Aspergillus ibericus CBS 121593
Lineage: Eukaryota; Fungi; Ascomycota; Eurotiomycetes; Eurotiales; Aspergillaceae
Exons: 7
Coding region: 1-1407 (468 amino acids)
Source: RefSeq, a predicted model, not a curated record
AUGCUUCACACGAGCCACCUAGCCCUGCCGUUUGUGUUCGUUCUCUACAUUCCCUUUGUUUGGGCAUGGAUCCAGAGCUUGCAGAUUAUGGACGCUGUUCACGGCCUACCGGAGGGCCAGCCAGGAUAUGUGCGCAAUUUCACUCCGGGCACAAGCGGGACCAACCCCAUCCUCGACGAUAGUCCACAGGCCCUGGUUUGCGGAGACAAUCAACGCGUGCCGCUCCAGCAGCGCCAAUGGCCUCGGCUUGAGGCACUGCCGGGCUCGUUGAUAUGUCCGCGCUAUGCGCCAGGCACAUGGCACAAUGGUUCCGCUAUGGGGGAGAUUCACUGGUACGGCGCAAACAUCCGCGACGUGCCUGAUCAAACCACACUGGCCGAGCUUCGAAAAUCCCCCCUGCAGGCGGGCGAGAAAAGCAGGGUGGGAGAUCACGACAGCUCUGCUGUGGAUGCUAAGACAGCAGAACUGGCAGAAUAUGCAUUCCCGCCUGACGCCGGUUCGGAAUGUCAGCACGCGUUUCAGGUCCCAGCACAGGCCACUGAUCUUCUCACGGUGUAUUGGAUGUGGAAUACGACCCAAAGACAUCGUGACGGCUUUUUGAUAUACAUAGCCUGCUUCGAUAUCCGCAUUAUCCCUGAACACGAAUCUGACCAGCUCCCAACAUUGAAGUUUCAUUCCACCAGCCAUCCAAGUCCAGGCCAGACGAGUGCCACGCCACAUACCGUACAUAAGACGAUCGAGAAUCCCAGUCCGAGCAUGAAUCAGGGCGAUCUGGAACCGUCUUCCUCGGCUGCUGACUGGACCGGCAGUGUCAUUUCAGCAACUUGCUCUGCGAGCCUGGGGUUGUUCUGCUCGCCCGCUAGUCCGACUCUGCCUAGCGCCACCGCCACAGGGACAGGUCCCCGGUCAACAAGACCAGCGGAUACACCUACGGUGUCCAGCGCCCUAGCAAUGAUAGCGUCAGCAACAUGGCUUCCAAACCCAGUUGGCUCUGGCUCGUGGCUCCGUGUACAUACCACAUCGACGUCUCCUUGGCGUUCCCGGGGCCCACAGGAUCUUACUGUUUCGGAGACACUGGCUACUGUAACAGAGGGCGAUGCUCCCUCGACGGCCGCCCCUGAUACGGAGGCAGUGGAAACCUCUUCGACAUCCACGACGCUCCAUACAACGUCCACGAGCUCCAGAGACGACAUAGGUCCUGCGUCUGAUACAGGCCCUUCUCAAGUCCGUGCCACUGCCACCAACAACGUUGCAGAGACUAUGCACAGCUUGCAUGUCUUUAUAUCGCUGGAUCGAGCCCACCAUAACCAAGAAUCGUCUACAAUUUCCUGUUCAGUAUCUUCGGUAGAUGGUAUUGGCGGAGAAAAUGGACGUUACGAUGGUGCUCAAGAAGGAACCAUCGUUUAA